AAAACCUGUCUACCGUCAAGGCGCAUUUGGAUAAGUUCAAAGAGGUGGAUGGCAGGAGUGAUAAUGGACAGACUCCCCUGAUGCUGGCUGCUGAACAGGGUAGCCUUGAAAUUGUGCAGGUCCUCAUCAGACGGGGAGCAAAUGUCAACUUGGACGACGUGGAUUGCUGGACUGCUCUCAUUUCAGCAUCCAAGGAGGGGCAUGUAGAGGUGGUGAAAGAGCUGCUGGAGAAUGGUGCUUAUAUAGAGCAUAGGGACAUGGGAGGGUGGACUGCACUCAUGUGGGCUGCGUACAAGGGACGUGUGGAGGUGACUAAAGUCCUGCUUGAGAACGGGGCCAACCCCAACACCACUGGACAGCAGUACAGCGUGUAUCCAAUCAUCUGGGCAGCUGGACGAGGACACGCACAGAUUGUUCACCUCCUGCUAUGCCACGGGGCCAAAGUCAACUGCUCUGACAAGUAUGGAACCACUCCAUUGAUCUGGGCGGCCAGGAAGGGUCACUAUGACUGUGUGAUGCACUUGCUGGAAAACGGUGCUGAUGUUGACCAGGAGGGAGCGAACUCGAUGACGGCACUAAUUGUGGCUGUGAAGGGUGGCUACACAGAGGUGGUGAAGGAACUGCUGAAGAGGAAUCCCAAUGUGAACAUGACAGACAAAGAUGGCAACACUGCCUUGAUGAUCGCUGUCAAGAAAGGCCACAUGGAAAUUGUGCAGGAUCUGCUGAAUUCAGGCGCCUACGUCAACAUUUCGAACAGGAGCGGAGAAACGGUACUCAUUAGAGCGGUACGAGGAGGCCAUGUAGAGAUUGUCCGGGCGUUGCUGCAAAAAUAUGCUGACACUGACAUCACGGGGCAGGACAACAAGACUGCCUUGUAUUGGGCUGUGGAAAAGGGAAAUGCCACCAUGGUGAGGGACAUCCUGCAGUGCAACCCCGACACAGAGAUCUGCACUAAGGAUUGCGAAACGCCACUGAUCAAGGCAACCAAGAUGAGGAACAUUGAUAUCGUGGAGUUACUUCUGGACAAGGGGGCCAAGGUGUCUGCGGUAGACAAGAAAGGGGACACACCCCUUCACAUUGCCAUUCGAGGGAGAAGUCGUAGGCUGGCUGAGCUCCUACUCCGCAACCCUAAGGAUGGACGCCUGCUGUACCGACCCAACAAAGCAGGAGAGACGCCCUACAACAUUGAUUGCAGCCACCAGAAGAGUAUUCUCACGCAGAUCUUUGGUGCCCGCCACCUGUCCCCCACGGAGUCCGACGGGGACAUGUUGGGCUACGAUCUGUACAGCAGCGCCCUGGCAGACAUCCUCAGUGAGCCCACCAUGCAGCCCCCCAUCUGUGUGGGCCUGUAUGCCCAGUGGGGCAGCGGCAAGUCCUUCCUGCUAAAGAAACUGGAAGACGAGAUGAAGACUUUUGCCGGCCAGCAGGUGGAGCCACUCUUCCAGUUCUCCUGGCUGGUGGUCUUCCUGUCACUGCUGCUUUGUGGAACUGUAGCCCUGGUGCUGGGCUUCACUGUGGACCCCCGGCUGGCAAUCGCUGUAUCCCUCAGCUUACUUGCCCUGCUCUACCUCUUCUUUGUGGUGGUGUACUUUGGGGGGCGCAGAGAAGGUGACAGCUGGAACUGGGCAUGGGUCCUCAGUACCCGCUUGGCACGCCACAUUGGUUACCUGGAGCUGCUGCUCAAGUUGAUGUUUGUGAACCCUCCUGAGCUCCCGGAACAGACCACUCGUGCCCUGCCUGUCAGGUUCCUGUUCACGGACUAUAACCGGCUGUCCAGCGUGGGUGGGGAAACCUCCAUGGCGGAAAUGAUAGCCACUCUGUCAGAUGCCUGUGAGCGUGAAUUUGGCUUUCUGGCCACAAGGCUCUUCCGGGUCUUCAAGACAGAGGACACGCAAGGGAAGAAGAAGUGGAAGAAGACGUGCUGUGUGCCAUCUUUCAUCAUUUUUGCUUUCAUCCUGGCCUGUCUCAUCACGGGAAUGGCGCUGCUGGCCGUCUUCAAGGUGGACGGCCGCAACAGGACCGUGAACGCGGUGCUGGUGGCCAUGGCCAGCGUGGUGGGCCUGGCGCUGGUGCUCAACUGCCGCACGUGGUGGCAGGUGCUUGACUCUGUGCUUAACUCGCAGCGGAAACGGCUCCACGGCGCCGCCAACAGGAUGCACAAACUCAAGAGUGAGGGCUUCAUGAAGGUACUGAAGUGUGAGGUGGAACUGAUGGCCAAAAUGGCAAAGACCAUUGAUGGAUUCACACAGAACCAGACGCGCCUAGUGGUCAUCAUUGAUGGUCUGGACUCCUGCGAGCAGGAUAAGGUGCUCCAGAUGCUGGAAAUGGUGAAGGUGCUGUUUUCCAAGGGCCCCUUCAUCACCAUAUUUGCCAGUGACCUGCAUAUUACCGUCAAAGCCAUCAACCAGAAUCUUAAGAAUGUGUUGCGUGACUCCAGCAUCAGUGGGUACGACUACAUGCGCAACAUGGUCCACCUGCCUGUCUUCUUCCACAGCCGGGGCCUUAGUGUCCACAAGAUGUGCCCCUCUGUCCCUGCUAACGGGGGGGCUGCCAGUUCUGAAGGUUGGCAUGAAGACCUAGACAGGAAACUUUCUCAGCACAGCCUUGGGGAACUGACCAAAUUUGGCAGCAAGACUACACUCAAUAGGAGGAUGUCCUUUGACCUGUUGAAGCUACUGGUGACCGAGGACUGGUUCAGCAACAUCGGCCCUCAAUUCAUGAGGAGGCUACUCAGGAUUGUGUCCAUCACAGGACGACUGCUCAGAGCAAAUCAGAUCACCUUCAACUGGGAUCGCCUGGCAUCCUGGAUCAACUUGACAGAGCAGUGGCCCUACAGGACAUCCUGGCUCAUCCUGUUCUUGGAGGAGACAGACAGUGUCCCUGACCAGGCAACACUUAAGACCAUCUAUGAGAGAGUUUCAAAGAACAUCCCAACAACAAAAGAUGUGGAGCCAUUUCUAGAGAUUGAUGGGGAUGUGCAAAGCUUCGAAGUCGUCUUGUCUACACGGACCCCUGUCCUCACGGUGAGGGACAUCAAGACCUUCCUGCCCUGCACUGUAAACCUGGACCCUAAGCUUAGGGAGAUCAUCGCAGAUGCGCGUGCUGCCAGGGAGCAGAUGAAUAUUGGCAAUGUGACCCGCCCCACAUUGCCCCUGCAGGAUACCCCUGUCUGAGCCCCGUCUGUCUACAGCCAGCAUUUCUCAGCUUGCUGACCCACCGCUUCCUUCAAUGGCCCUUACAACUCUGUUGGAGUGGUGUCCCCUCAGCCUCCAAGCAGUUACUUCAGUGGCAUGACUGGGCCUCAGCAUCCUUUCUACAACAGGAUUCUUUCACCACUUGAGGACCCAUCAGCAGAGGAGAUAUGAACGGCUGAUCUGACUGUUUAGAAGGAAGAGGAGCGAACAAGAGAAUUUCCUGUAGUUGGCCAGAAUGGACUUUUGGAUAACCAUGUUUUGUUA
Messenger RNA from Scleropages formosus (Asian bonytongue), 3458 nucleotides. Its product is annotated as kinase D-interacting substrate of 220 kDa B. The record is from RefSeq and is a predicted model, not a curated record. Gene Ontology annotation, molecular function: PDZ domain binding; protein kinase regulator activity. NCBI's taxonomy places the organism in Eukaryota, Metazoa, Chordata, Actinopteri, Osteoglossiformes, Osteoglossidae. Bases 81 to 3173 code for a protein of 1030 amino acids. The transcript has 24 exons.